Leishmania major strain Friedlin is the source of this 699-nucleotide messenger RNA. RefSeq lists its product as hypothetical. The record is from RefSeq and is a predicted model, not a curated record. The coding region runs from base 1 to 699 and encodes 232 amino acids. NCBI's taxonomy places the organism in Eukaryota, Euglenozoa, Kinetoplastea, Trypanosomatida, Trypanosomatidae. The transcript has a single exon.
AUGAACCUAGACGACCCUGACGCGACGCGGCGCCGCAUCGAAGAAGACCUGGACCGCCUCGCCAGUGAUGAAAAGAAGGACACGACGGCCUACCUGCACAGCCUCCUGAAUCUAGCUCUGAGCCACUACCAGCGCGGAGACUUUAUCAGCGCGCGCGACAUGGCCGACUACACCCAUCAGAAGGCGCUGGUGCACAACUCCAAGUCUUCUUUGAUCUACUUCACGGCAACGACGUGCGCCCAUUGCGCCGAGGCACUGGCGAAAGAAUACGAGGCACACCUACAGCGAAAGGAUGAACAAAGCCACGUAUCCGCCACCCUGACGCCGGAGCCGUCGGUGGUGUUCAGUGCGCGGCGCGCCAUCAAGAAGCUGCGCGCUGACGCGGAGCGGUACCGCGGCAUCGCCCAUCGCGUGUACCACCGCCCUGACAUGGCGUUCAUGCGGGGCAGCGGCGGCGGAGGUAGUGGGAGGUGGCGCUCGUCAGCACGGCACGCCGAGGGCCGUGACACCCGCCACACGUGGGCGGACGACAGCAGCAACAACGGCGUUGACGAGGAUUACAUACCGCACAUGUACGGCCCUCGUUGGCAGGAUCGACGGAAGCGGCCGGAGCACGCGGAGAUGAAGCACUACUACAAGCAUCAGUGCGGGACGUCGCCGUCGUCGCGUGGUAAGACGCAGUGGAACGUGCCCAAGUGA